AUGUUCCGACUUUUCGUAACUCUCCUGAUUCUCGCCGCCGCCGUGGAUGCCACAAAACACCCAAAAGUUACAAAAAUCACCGCCGAUUUGGGUUUCAAAUGUCGUUUGGCUCCUAAAAUCCGCAUUUUUGCCGUCUCAUUUGUAGAAAAGCAUAGAAAUGGGUAAGAUUCUAUGAAUUUUUCCAAAAUCACCACAUUUUCUAGGCUCUCCCACACUUUGCUUCGCAACAAACCCGACAGCAUGUACAGUGCUACCCAAAGAAAGAAGUUCGAGAUCGAAUUCGCUGGAAACAUCGGACGAUCGAAAAUUUAUGUGCAUGUUAAGCACAAUUGCACACCAAGUGGACGAUUCAUCACUUCCAGAUAUCCAUUUGUAGAUCUUCCGAUUCGUGAAGCACACAAAACUAUUCGCGCAACUUUGAUUCUUCAACAAUAA
Messenger RNA from Caenorhabditis angaria, 435 nucleotides. The record is from the annotation of a GenBank genome assembly. Lineage: Eukaryota; Metazoa; Nematoda; Chromadorea; Rhabditida; Rhabditidae.